AUUUAGCCGGAUCAUCCCAAGCUUGAGCUAUCUCUUCUACACACUUUGUAUACAUCAGACUAACACUUCAUAUCAACUUUCGUACCAUCAUCACUUACCUAUUCAUUUCAAUACGCCACCAUAUAAUUCAUCUGAAUGGAGAGCACCGACGUCCUCAUCAUCGGCGGAGGUCCCACAGGGGUAGUAUUAGCUCUAGAACUAGCAGCCCAGAAGAUCCCCUUCCGCCUCAUAGACAAGGCAUCAAGCCGUUCAGACAAGAGCCGUGCUCUAGUCGUGCAGCCACGCACACUCGAGUUACUUAACCGCCACGGCAUCGCUCGCGACCUCCAAGAACGGGGGUUCACCACGUCCCGCGGUAGAUAUUGCGUCAACGGAAAAGAAGCGGCCAGGAUCGAAGUUGGGGAGGAUGCGGCGUUACCUAAUACGGCCUUCCCGUUCCAGAAACUGAUCUCGCAGGAAGACACGGAAUACUUCCUAGACGAGUGCCUCGAGAAGAAGUACGGGCGAAAGGUAGAGAGGGGGCUGGAAGCUCAGACUAUCGUUCAGGAUGCCGAUGGUGCGACAGCCACAUUUAGCAAUGUCGGGGAUAGUACAGGAGAGACGACGACGAUAAGGGCCAAGUACGUCGUUGGCUGCGAUGGAAGUAAGAGUGUUGUGCGCCAGGCCGCCGGUCUCACAUUCGAUGGAGAAUCCUACGAGCAGCACUUCAUACUCACAGACACUCAUGUAGAGUGGGAGACUCCCAAUAAAGAUGCGAUCAUGUGUUUCGGCCAAGGAGUGCUAGCUGUACUGCCGCUGAAGAAUGGGAUGGUCCGUGUCUUCGCAUCGGGGGCUAAUGUUACGGAGAGAGAAGGCGGCCCAUUACUUGAAGAUUUCCAGGAGUUCUUCGAUAAGAUGGUCCCGGUAAAAGGGAAGCUGCACGAUCCGACCUGGCUCACACGAUUCUAUCUACAUCACCGGGGCGUGAACAAGUAUAGCAACGGUAGGCUUUUCGUCGCCGGUGACGCCGCCCAUAUCCACAGUCCGGUGGGUGGUCAGGGUAUGAACACCGGAAUCCAAGAUGCUGUCAAUCUGGGUUGGAAACUUGCGGCCGUCAUUCGAAAAGAGCGACCAGCGUCUUUCAUUGAUAGCUACCACGGCGAGCGGUUUCCCGUCGGGCAGAACCUCCUCAGGGGCACGGAUCGAGUAUUCACGUUUAUGAGUUCGACCAACCCGAUAUUUAUAUUCAUUCGCAAUCUCCUUUUACCCUGGCUUCUGCCGUUGCAAUUUGGUAAUAAGAGCCGUGUUCGGGAGAUGUUUAGGGUUAUGGCUGAGUUCGAUAUCACAUACCGGGAUUCCGGUUUCGUGGGAACAGCUCUAGGUCUCAAGGGAAGCAAUGUUCGUGGAGGAGACAGGAUGCUCGAUGGCAAAAUUGAGGGACCGGAGGGUGAGAAGUACUUACUCGACUUGGCUGACCCUACAUCCUACCAUCUUAUGCUGUUCUCCGGUGUUGGCGCCGAAGCAGCCUCGGAGGGCGAUUUACAGCGGGCCGAAACCAAAUUCGUUGAAGAGAGUCCUGUUGCCGCCAAGGUACAUUUGAUAUUUGGCGAAAAGCCGAAUGGUCAGUCGGGAUAUGUUGAUAAAGACGCCGCAUUACAUAAGGAUCUGGGCUUCAGUCAACCGACUUACGUCCUACUUCGACCAGACUCUUACAUCGGCCAUGUCGGCCCUCUAUCAGCAUUAGAUGAUCUCAUCAAUUGGCUGAAAUAAUCCCCAAACCGGAAAGGGUUGACCACGGAUGUAAACGUGUAUAUAGUACUAACCUCUCAUCUCUAGCAGUUUCUUCACCACAUAGAUAUACCCAUAUAAUUCAUAGAGAUUUUUUUUCCCCAGGCGCAGAGCUAGGCUACCUUCAAAAUCUACAUUCUCCU
Molecule: messenger RNA, 1910 nt
Organism: Annulohypoxylon maeteangense
Lineage: Eukaryota; Fungi; Ascomycota; Sordariomycetes; Xylariales; Hypoxylaceae
Product: FAD binding domain-containing protein
Exons: 1
Coding region: 136-1749 (537 amino acids)
Molecular function (GO): FAD binding
Source: RefSeq, a predicted model, not a curated record